AAAUUUUGUUUUAAAAACUCAGUUUUAUGUGGUAAAUCUCAGUUUUGGACAGUCAAAUAUAAAGUUAGCGACGAUUUCGCAAUACCGGAUGUUGUCAGAGUACCUUCAAAUUAAAAGUGGACGCUUAAAUUUGACAAAAAUUGGGUUCUUUCUGAAUAUAUUAGUAAAUGAGCGGCAUACUUCAUAUUAUUGUGAUCAUAAUGAGGGGGAACUAUUUAAUUAUAGACGUGUUGUGGCGACUAAAAUGAAUCGUGGUGUGGAGUUGCAUUUGCGUUGUCUUAUUUUAUUAGAAUAAACAAAUAACAACCUGUUGUCGCCGAGUGUUGCAUUGAAUAUAAAGUAAAGUCUAAAUCUAUUGGGAGUGGGAGUCUCAAUUUUGCAUUUUGGCAAACAAAACAAUCCUCUUUUGGGUCUAUAAAAAAAUAAAGUGCACUGUCCAACCCUACUCAGCUUUGUGUUGUCGAGUAGUCGUGAUGGCUGUUUUGGACAAAGCACAUUGGUGAAAAAUGAAUCUCAACAUGGCCCCUGUGCUGGCAGAAGCGGUGAAAGUGGUGUGUUUUGUAACAAAAUGUGCUCCUGUACACCCACCAGCAGUCCUGUUGUCUCAUCAGCUGUUGGAGGAUGCUGCCUCGGAGGCAGAUAUGAUGUAAUCCACCGCUCCAGUCCCGACCACAGGGAGACAGACGGAGAGCAGCCGCAGCAGCGCACGGUGGAGAAUCUCACCGCUUCACUACUUUCAUGAAACACAUCUGAAAAGAAAGAAAAACAAAAAACAAAACCUCCAUCGAGCGGGUUUGGAUCAGCGGAGUCAUGUCGGGGAGGUUUGUGUCAACCAGCCCGACGAGGAGGAUGCUGGAUGCGGGCCAGCUGUAGAGGCAGCACCGGCCGGGGAUGCUGCUGGUGAACCUGACUCUCUCUCUCUCUCCUCCUCCUCCCCACCAGCACCACCACCACUACUCCUCCAUCAGCUGUAAUUAACCACCGUGGCUCUGGAGUCGCCUCUCCCACAGCUGCUCCGACAUCCUCCGUGUGAAGAUGGCCCGCUCUCCGCCUCCGUCGCUGACAUCCGUCCGCCCGAGCCGUCGCCUUUUCGCCCACGAUGAGAGCAGCGCGCCCGCUUCGGAUCUCAACACUUGUAGGCCCUCUUCUGUCCGCUCCGGUCCACGUUACCACCUCUGAAGCGGCUCGGGUGAAUUUGUGUGUUGAGCUUAUUUUUUUUUUUCCACAAAUACACCUGCAGACAAACUGAUUUUUGGAGGGUUUUUUUGGGGGGAAGAUGGGCCGCGUCCACUGCCCUGCUGGGAUCUGAGUUUCUGUAAUGGCUCUGUGACAUCUCUCUGAGCCUCACCUGACCUCUUUCUUUGGGGACAUUUUUGGUUUCUUCCCCUGGCUUUGCUGUUGUUGCCCUGCGGGAGGGGGGGAAUGAGCAGCCUCCAUCCCUCCAGCAGACGCCCGCCCGCCGCUCCUGGUCUCCGCCGUGUGGCCCUGUGACUUCGGAGGGUGUGGAGGUCCCGACGAGCGUACAGCGUGGGGACGUUUGCCUUUCCAGCUCAGGUUCAAAUCAUGGCCAAUGAACCUGUCAUCCUCAACGUGUAUGAUAUGUACUGGAUCAACGAAUACACUUCCAAUCUGGGGAUUGGAGUCUUCCACUCAGGCAUCGAGAUUUAUGGCAGAGAAUUUGCCUACGGGGGUCAUCCGUACCCUUUCAGCGGCAUCUUCGAGAUCAACCCGGGCAACGCUGCUGAACUGGGAGAGACGUUCAAAUUCAAGGAGGCCAUUGUUUUGGGCACCACGGACUUCACAGAGGAGGACAUAGAUAAAAUCAUGGAGGAGCUUGGUAAAGAGUUCAAGGGCAACGCCUACCAUCUAAUGCACAAGAACUGCAACCACUUCUCCUCCUCGCUGUCUGAGUUGCUGUGCGGGCGUGAGAUCCCUCGCUGGGUCAACAGACUGGCGUACUUCAGCUCGUGCAUCCCCUUCCUGCAGAGCUGCCUACCCAAGGAGUGGUUGACCCCGGCCGCCCUGCAGAGCCACAUCAGCCUCGGCCUCCACAAAGAGGAGCAGAACGAGUCGAGCGACGAGGACCCUUCGUCUCCGUCCGGAGCAGCCGCGACCGGCUCCUCCCACAGCUGCCGCCACACGAGGGUGUGAACGGCGCCGCAUUCAUACACUGA
Molecule: messenger RNA, 2174 nt
Organism: Acanthopagrus latus (yellowfin seabream)
Lineage: Eukaryota; Metazoa; Chordata; Actinopteri; Spariformes; Sparidae
Product: deubiquitinase DESI2
Exons: 5
Coding region: 1564-2151 (195 amino acids)
Biological process (GO): protein deubiquitination
Molecular function (GO): deubiquitinase activity
Source: RefSeq, a predicted model, not a curated record